Plasmodium malariae is the source of this 531-nucleotide messenger RNA. RefSeq names its product early transcribed membrane protein. Lineage: Eukaryota; Apicomplexa; Aconoidasida; Haemosporida; Plasmodiidae. The transcript has a single exon. Bases 1 to 531 code for a protein of 176 amino acids. The record is from RefSeq and is a predicted model, not a curated record.
AUGAGAGUUUCAGCAAUUUUCUAUUUUGUUAAUAUUUUAUUUCUAGUCAGUUUGAUAGUGCCUUGUAUGUGCACAGAGAAUGUAAUGCAGAAGAAAGUUAAGAGUGCAUUCAAUUCAUUAAAUAACAAAUUAAGGAAUUAUGAUGAUAAAAAAAAAAAGAUAAUGUUAGCCGCAGCUGCAGGAGUAUUAAUAACCAUAAUGUCAGCCGUAGUUGGAGGAAUUUUUUAUCGUAGACAAAGUAGUAAAGAUAGAUGGGAUAAUCCUGAUUUAGUGGAUGACGUUCAUAACCUUGUACUAGAAGCUAUAGAGUAUGGCAUUCUGUUUACGCAUAAGAAUUACUAUGGUGGUAAAGAUAUUGAUAAAUCAUUUCCAAGUGAAAAAGACAUAAAGAAAUACCUUCUAAAGAAUUUAAAAAGUGAUAACCUGGAUCUAACAUUUUCACAGAAGCAGGAUUUAAUUCGUAUGAUUCCUUAUAUUGAACUUAAUAUCAGAAAGGCUUGUUAUAACUAUGAAAAUACUAAAAUACAAUAA